Molecule: messenger RNA, 846 nt
Organism: Brenthis ino (lesser marbled fritillary)
Lineage: Eukaryota; Metazoa; Arthropoda; Insecta; Lepidoptera; Nymphalidae
Source: the annotation of a GenBank genome assembly
AUGUCAGAUCGUUUAAAAAGUACACACAACGUUUCAAACGAGGACGUAAUAGACGAUUUAACUAAAGAUCUGGAACUAUCUUUACGUCCAGGAAAUGAAGAAAACGUUGUAAAUCCCACAGCCCGUGAAGAAGAUUUUGUGGCCUCUGGUGGUGAUAGUUUUAAGGAAAGUCAGUCAACCAGCAAUGCACUUAGUGAUGAUGAAACAGAUAAGGUAGAGAAAAUUGAAGACAGCGAUAAAGAAGAAAGUGACACAGAUUCAAUAGAUGAGCUAUCUCUGAAAGAUGCUGAGGUGGACCUCACAGAUGAUCAGAAGGCGGAGAGGCAAGCUAUUGCCGAGGAACUGAAAGUUGCUGGCAAUAAUGCAUUUAAAGUUGGAGACUUUGACCGUAGUAUUGAAAAAUAUACAGAAGCAUUAAGGAUCUGUCCCCUACAAUUUCCCCAGCAGAGAUCCAUUUUGUAUUGCAACAGAAGUGCUGCUAAAAUGAAGCAGGAACGGUAUAAGAAAGCAAUAAAGGAUUGCACCAAAGCUAUUGAGUUGGAUGAUAAAUAUUUGAAAGCUUACUACAGGAGGGCCCAGUCAUAUGAAGCAACAGAUAAACUAGAUGAAUGUCUCGCAGAUUAUAAAAAAAUCUUAGAGCUUGAUCCAGAUCAUAUAGAAGCUCGGAAAGCCCAAAUCCGUUUGCCUCCAUUGAUUGAGGAAAGAAAUGAAAAAUUAAAAACAGAAAUGCUCGGAAAAUUGAAAGAUUUGGGAAAUAUGAUAUUGAAACCGUUUGGACUUUCCACAGAGAAUUUCAAAAUGGAACAAGAUCCAGAGACAAAAGGCUACAAAAUAAAUUUUAAGCAA